Suncus etruscus (white-toothed pygmy shrew) is the source of this 2791-nucleotide messenger RNA. RefSeq names its product tetraspanin 5 (gene TSPAN5). Bases 37 to 843 code for a protein of 268 amino acids. The transcript is spliced from 8 exons. Gene Ontology annotation, biological process: regulation of vascular endothelial growth factor signaling pathway; protein localization to plasma membrane; protein maturation. Lineage: Eukaryota; Metazoa; Chordata; Mammalia; Eulipotyphla; Soricidae. The record is from RefSeq and is a predicted model, not a curated record. Gene Ontology annotation, cellular component: membrane.
GGGCUCGGGCUCGGCUCGGGCUCGCGAGCGCGGAGGAUGUCCGGGAAGCACUACAAGGGCCCCGAGGUCAGCUGCUGCAUCAAGUACUUCAUCUUCGGCUUCAACGUCAUCUUCUGGUUUUUGGGAAUAACAUUUCUUGGAAUUGGACUGUGGGCGUGGAAUGAAAAAGGAGUUCUCUCCAACAUCUCUUCUAUCACUGAUCUCGGCGGCUUUGACCCUGUCUGGCUUUUCCUUGUGGUAGGAGGAGUGAUGUUCAUUUUGGGAUUUGCUGGGUGCAUUGGAGCUCUACGGGAAAACACCUUUCUUCUCAAGUUUUUUUCUGUGUUCCUGGGAAUUAUUUUCUUCUUGGAGCUCACUGCUGGGAUUCUUGCGUUUGUUUUCAAAGACUGGAUCAAAGACCAGCUGUAUUUUUUUAUAAACAACAACAUUAGAGCAUACAGGGAUGACAUUGAUCUUCAAAACCUUAUAGACUUCACCCAGGAAUAUUGGCAGUGCUGUGGGGCUUUUGGAGCAGAUGAUUGGAACCUAAAUAUUUACUUCAAUUGCACAGAUUCCAAUGCUAGUCGUGAGCGCUGUGGUGUACCCUUCUCCUGCUGUACAAAAGAUCCCGCAGAAGAUGUCAUCAAUACUCAGUGUGGUUAUGAUACUAGACAGAGACCAGAAGUUGACCAGCAGAUCAUAAUCUACACCAAAGGCUGUGUGCCCCAGUUUGAGAAGUGGUUGCAGGACAACCUAACCAUUGUAGCUGGAAUCUUCAUCGGCAUCGCAUUGCUACAAAUUUUCGGAAUAUGCCUGGCUCAGAAUUUAGUGAGUGACAUUGAAGCUGUGAGGGCUAGCUGGUAGAGCCCCUGCAACAGCUGUUGUAAGACACUGGAUCGAUCCAGUCUUCCUGACCUUCCAGCGUACCAGUGACAGCCAUGCUGCAUGGAUCCUAUGCACAUACCAGAUGAAGCUGCCAAUAACUGGUUUAAGGGGCGCUGGGGGGGUGGGGGCUAUAAAACUGGGAAAUGUUGCUCACUGACAAAAUUUUUAAAAAUGUACCUGUGAAAGUCUCUGCACCAUGCACCUCUAUUGUAACCAUGAAUCUAUGAAGGCCAGAUACUUACCAAAAAAGUAAAAGUCAAGUAGGGACCCAGAGCUGGGAGAAGAAGCUGUGCUCUCAUCAUGCCUUGAGGGUCUGCCAUCUGUUGCUUCGCCUAAAGAAGUGAAACUCCUAAGACUCCAUUUCUUGCCUGGGAGCUGUGGAUUGUGCCAACCCGUCACUGUAAAUUUUAAGUAACUAUUACAACUAUCAUCCCUAAAGGAAGGCAUUUGUCUGAAGAUUCCAAUUUUGUGAUCACAUUCAACACGUGACUCUCCUUAGUUAUGAAGACCAGCGUCAAAUGCAUUGAGUACAAGCAUUGGGAUUCUGCCUAAUACUGGACUUUAGCAAGACACAUCUUUUUUAAAGUAGGCCUGAGCUUUACUUAUUGAUGAAAUUCCAGGACAAAAUGAGGUUAAUGAACAGAUAUUAAUAUACUCUCUUAUCCCUGUCCACAAAAUUACUUGUUAAAUUAUUUAGAAACUGGAAUAUUUGGGUGUUUUGUUUGUUUUGUCUAUGGAUUAUUUUUUUCCUCCUCAAAGUGAAAGCUAUGCUAUAGUUUUUAUUCCAUUUAAAAUUUUUUCUUACUCAGCUUGAGUAUUUCUAUUUUUUGCAUGAUAUGUGAAUCUAACCCAGCAGCUCUAUUUUCUGCCAUCUUUCCUUCAGAAAUUUGUAAAUGUGAAUCAGCCUACAUCUCUUUCAGAGUUUUGUCGUUGUGAGAGAUGUGGUGUAUCUUUCUGUGUGGUAGCAGCUGAUAAGGACUCCACACCAGCGUCCGUAGAUGCAUUGUUUCUUACCACUGUCAUGGACUUGUCUGCACAAUGCCCCUCAGCCCAUUCUGUCUAAAUGCAGUUCAACCCAAUUCUAAGCCAACGUUGACCAAACAACAAGCUUAUAAUGAAUCUUGUUUCAUCUAUUUAUGUUGCUUUAUUUUUAAAGAAAAUGGAAAAAAAAAGUCACAUGGCCAGAGCACCUCUGUGCGCUUGGUGCAAAUGCACCAUCUCUUAUUGGUAAUAAAGCACAAAUACUUUGAAGGAGGUGCAUCAGCAGGGCACAUCUUUCUGUGCCACUAGGUGGGAAUUCACUGUAAGUGCUGCUGCCCCUAACCUUGCUCCAGGUGAGAGCAACGAGUUCUGAGGUCUUAGCCAGCAGAUGGCCAUCAGAAUUCCACUCAGCUGGGAAGUCCGGCACAUGUGGAAGUCUCGGGCAUAAUUACAGUGAUGACACAUUUGCCAACAUAGGACUGAAUAGCAGCUCUUACACACUGGAAAUUUAAUCAGGAUUUCUACUUCUGUUCAUUUGUUGCACCUUUGUGGCUGAUGAAUGUGUCAUCUUUCUCAGAGAAAGAACAAAAUUCUGUUGUAAAAUCUCAUUUCUCAAGUUUGGGUGUGUUUAUGACUUUAUGUCUGUGCUUUUGUGUGUCUCUGCAAUUAGAGAUGUGCAGUUCAUCAUGCAGGUGAUGUCAUUCUGGAGGGUCAGUCAGUUCAAUGAGGAGAACAAAAACUCCUGAUUUUUUUUCAGUGUGCCCUCUACUUGACUCCUUCCUACAAUCACCAGAAUCAAGCAAGAGUCCUACCCUUUGGUAUAUGUUGUGAAAUGCCAAACAGGAAGUCAACUGAUUUCUAAUUUUAAGUAAUUACUCUUUAUUUUUUACGCUUGACAGUGUUUGUAAUAAAGACUGUCAUUAAUAAAGUUGGUUCUACCCCUGAA